AUGGGUCAUGCAGCUAGUAAUUGUAGGAAGAUUAUUAAACCGGACUUAGGGAAUGAGAUCCUAAUUUGCCAAAUUUGCAAGAAACGAGGGCACAGCGCCGAGAAAUGUCGACUCCGCGAUCCUCAAUCGCGAGCAGCCAUAAAUGUAACUCAGGCAAACACAAUAAUUUGUCAAAUAUGUUCUAAACCUGGUCAUAGUGCUAAGACGUGUGGAUCCAAUCUGGAAAACAGCCAGAGAAUUUCUGUAAUUUGUCAGUGGUGUGAAAAACUUGGUCAUUCAGCUAAUAAUUGCUGGAAGAAACAAAAUUCCGAACCUAACUCUAAACCAAGGAUCGCAUGUCAACUUUGUAACAAUUACGGUCACGUCGCAAAAGAUUGCCGGUUAAAAUUACCUCAGAAGGAUAGCCCUUCUUGUCGAUAUUGUAAAGAACAAGGGCACUUGAUUGAAAAUUGUCAGUUGCGUAUCAUAAACAACAAUAAACGAAACGGAAAUUCCCAGGGAAACUACAACGGUCCUUUGAAAACGGGCGCACAACAAGGGACCGAACAAGCUCCACGCCCAUCGACGUCUCAGCAACCCAAAUAG
Molecule: messenger RNA, 585 nt
Organism: Ooceraea biroi (clonal raider ant)
Lineage: Eukaryota; Metazoa; Arthropoda; Insecta; Hymenoptera; Formicidae
Product: zinc finger protein GIS2
Molecular function (GO): nucleic acid binding; zinc ion binding
Source: RefSeq, a predicted model, not a curated record